This is a messenger RNA of Lacerta agilis (Sand lizard), 1011 nucleotides long. Its product is annotated as guanylyl cyclase-activating protein 1-like. NCBI's taxonomy places the organism in Eukaryota, Metazoa, Chordata, Lepidosauria, Squamata, Lacertidae. Gene Ontology annotation, molecular function: calcium sensitive guanylate cyclase activator activity; calcium ion binding. The record is from RefSeq and is a predicted model, not a curated record. Bases 428 to 997 code for a protein of 189 amino acids. The transcript is spliced from 4 exons.
CUUGUACAAAGGGUGGGUCUCCAAUGUCUGAAAAUUCAGAUGUUGUGUAAAAAGAAGCAGUGCAAGAAAGGAAGAAGAGGUCAGCCUCUGGUCAACUUUUGGUCCAAAUAUCUGAUUAACCCCCUCACCUUUUCUGAUUUAGCUCCCUUAAUAGCUACUUUUUCCUGGAUUAUUCUUCCCUCUUCUUUCCAUUCCCUCUUUAUAUCGUUGAAGCUUUAAAGGAUUCUAAAUGGGUCUGAGAUCAGAUUAGAAGGCUAUAAUUGGCUUGGGAAGAUCUCCCCCAGUGCUGCUUAACGUGAUUUGGAUGUCUGUUGUGAAAACAGAAGGGAGACAGGAGCCGGUCCUGUAGAAACCACCCGCGGGAGAGGGCGGCUGCUGCUCCUGCUCCUGCUGCUGAGGGUCUCCCCGUGGUCCACCUCCACGCAGAAUGGGAAGCAAUGGCAGCAGGACCCUGGAUGACCUGCAGACGUUGGAGAUUCACCACUGGUACAAGAAGUUCAUGACGGAGUGUCCCUCUGGGCAGCUGACGGAGCAUGAAUUCAAGCAUUUCUUUGGACUCCGAGGCCUGGACCCAGAGGCCAACCACUACAUCGAGCAGAUGUUCCACACCUUCGAUAUGAACAAGGAUGGCCACAUUGACUUCAUGGAGUACGUGGCCGCCCUCAGCCUGAUCCUGCGAGGAAAGAUGGAGCAGAAGUUGCGCUGGUACUUCAAGCUCUACGACGUUGAUGGAAACGGCUGCAUUGACCGCAGUGAGCUGCUCAAUAUCAUCCAGGCAAUCCGUGCCAUCAAUGGCUGCGACCAUGAGACGAGCGCAGAGGAAUUCACCAACCGUGUCUUCAACAGGAUUGAUGUCAAUGGCGACGGUGAGCUCUCCCUGGAGGAGUUCGUCGAAGGCGCGAGGAAAGACGAGGAGUUCAUGGAGGUGAUGAUGAAGAGCCUGGAUCUGGAGCACAUCGUGUCCAUGAUCAACAGCCGGCGGCGAAACAGCGUCUAGCGGCUGGGCAGGAA